AUGGUAAAACAGGCUAUGGAAACGACGAGACUGGCAGCUGGGGUUCGGGUGUUGCGUGACGAACUCUACCCGAUCAAGGUCGACAAUGUAAGGCGCACCGCGGUCUUGGACGAUGGUGGAGAGGUCCUGGCGGGUGCAGCAGAAACCUUUGGACAAGAGAACGAGGCCAAGGUUGCCAAGAUAGCCUGGUUGAGCAGGAGGGACGUGCCGAAAGCGUAUGGAUCGAUGGUGGUGUAUCUGAGCAAAGGAGCCGAUGCAAGAAGGCUGUUGGCGGAGAGAUUCUUCCACGCUGGCGGCGAGUCAGGUUGCACAGGGGUAUUCGAGCGACGACCGCGACCAGAGCAGUGCUACAACUGUCAGGAAAUAGGGCACAAGGCGUUCCAAUGCAAGGGAAAGCAACGGUGUGCCAGAUGCGCCAAAGAAGGACAUCGACACGAGAACUGUCAUGAGGAGAUAAUGAAAUGUGUGCCGUGCGGUGGCCCACACGAAUCGUUCAGCAGACACUGUCCGAAGCUUUAUCCUACGCAGAAGGAGUAG
This is a messenger RNA of Pochonia chlamydosporia 170, 537 nucleotides long. Its product is annotated as transposon I factor. Gene Ontology annotation, molecular function: zinc ion binding; nucleic acid binding. NCBI's taxonomy places the organism in Eukaryota, Fungi, Ascomycota, Sordariomycetes, Hypocreales, Clavicipitaceae. The record is from RefSeq and is a predicted model, not a curated record. The transcript has a single exon. Bases 1 to 537 code for a protein of 178 amino acids.